UCAGUCAGAUAAUUGUUGUGUCCAGGUCAGCAUUCGUCCACUCCAGCCGACGCUUUCAUUCUCGAACGCGCGCCCGCGUAAACCAUACACAUUUAUAUUUUUUAAUUUUUUAUCUGUGCCGGCCGAAGGGUUAUCGCGCGUUCGAUUUUUUUUAAAUUAAAAAAAAAUGGUCGAUAAUCAGUGCGACGCGGGAACGGUGAAAGCGUACAUCAUGAGUGAUUUGUUGAAAAAAUUCGAUUUGGACGCCACCAACGAUGUGAUGAAAUUGACAAUUGCUGUAUUUGGAUUCUACGUGGGGAUGUUUUAUAUGGAGUACGUGGACACAGAAUACAGUCUCUGGCUUACGUGGUUCCUGACUCCUGUGAUCGUUACCUUCCUCCUGCCGGCCGUCAUCAUCGUACUCAUAUACCUGAGCAGUAUUAUCUUCCAUCUUUAUAGGCUUUAUAGGUUACGUGUAGUGGCUGGUGUGCAAAACGACUGGCGGCACGCGGCGCGACUCGCGGUAUGCGCACUGUGGGACGCACACGGGUGGUUGUGGCAUGGCUACGAAAUCAGAGGGCUAGAGAACAUUCCAGAAGGUCCGUUCCUCGUGAUCUACUACCAUGGGGCGCUACCUAUAGAUAUGUACUACUUUACCGCGCGGAUGCUGUUGUUCAAGCGACGGCAUAUACAUACUGUGGCUGAUCGGUUCAUGUUCAAAAUACCAGGCUGGUCACAACUACUAGAAGGUCUGUGUGUAAUCCCUGGCACAGUACAGACCUGUGCAGGAGUGCUCAGAAGUGGAAACCCUCUAGCUAUUUCACCCGGUGGUGUUUAUGAAGCGCAGUUUGGGGACCACUACUAUAGACUGUAUUGGAAGUCGAGGAUUGGCUUCGCGAAAGUCGCUCUUGAAGCUAAAGUGCCAAUAGUGCCCAUGUUCACGCAGAACGUGCGAGAGGCGUUCCGCACAGUGGGCUGGUUGCGUGGCAUAUGUCUGCGUAUCUACGCCGCUACAAGAGUCCCGUUAGCGCCGGUGUAUGGCGGCUUUCCGGUGAAAUUGGUCACGCAUUUGGGCAAACCGGUGAUGCCCGAGCCCGGGAUGACCCCGGAACAGCUGCAGAAGAAGGUGGCGACAUCUAUAGAAAACUUAGUAGAAGAACACCAAAGAGUGCCCGGUAGCAUUCUACUAGCUCUGAUAGAGCGUGUGUAUGAAUUACCCAAAAAGCAAAAGAAACACACGCACACGAACGGCACGUGUGCGAACGGCGUGAAGAAAGAGACGGCUAAUGGGGUCAGUGAUGAGUGCGAGCGAGACAGAGCGAAGGUGUCGUAGUGUGCGUUAGUGUUGGACCGCUAUUGGUUAUGAGGUUUCUAUGCAGAUAACUGUAAAACAACAACUUGGUUAGAUUUGUGUGUAAAACUAGCUUUGCCCGCGGCUUCGUGUGGUUAAAGAAAAUUAACACCGUCAUAAAUAUCCCAAUUUUAAGGAUUCGUACUAAUGUAUUUCUGUUGCUACUAUAACAAAUAAUAAAAAAUCGAGGUUAAGCAACGGUUGGAACUGUCAUAAAUUGGAUGGGUGAACAAUUUUUUUUGCAGUGCUUA
Messenger RNA from Colias croceus (clouded yellow), 1581 nucleotides. RefSeq names its product transmembrane protein 68. Gene Ontology annotation, cellular component: membrane. Gene Ontology annotation, molecular function: acyltransferase activity. The coding region runs from base 167 to 1312 and encodes 381 amino acids. The record is from RefSeq and is a predicted model, not a curated record. The transcript is spliced from 7 exons. NCBI's taxonomy places the organism in Eukaryota, Metazoa, Arthropoda, Insecta, Lepidoptera, Pieridae.